AUGUGGAGGCUCUCACUCAGAUACCCAUUUCUCAACCCAGAUCAAAGAAGAAGACCCUUCAAAUCUAUUGGUUUUUGUAGCAUCACCAAUGCCAAAGAUAUUCAAGACAUUUCCUGGGAAAUCUCUAAGUUUCUUGGACAUGACAACUGGCGGUCUUUCAUGGCGUCCUCAGACAUACCCAUGAAGCUAAACCCAGAAGUUGUUCGGUUUGUUCUACACCAAAACCAGGACUGGACUUCUCCCGGAUCUGAUUGGGUUCUCAACCGCUGUAACAUAUCAAUGGAAUUAAAAUCCUCUUUGGACGAUAUGGGCUACCCCAUAGAAAAAAACGAAGGAAAUCCAACAAAAGUCACUUGUCCAAAAGUCCCAUUAAGGCUGCGAAAAUCCAAGGGAAGCGAGGACUACUUUGAUCCUGUGGUUAUUUCUUUCGGUCCUUAUCAUCAUGGCAAAAGAGAACUCCAGGAAAUAGACAUGAUCAAAGAUGAAGUCAUGCUCAAGUUUAUUAAAGAAUCUGGCAAAUCGUUUCCUGAAUUUUAUUAUAAGCUUAAGCUUCCCCCUUUGAUCCUUACUUAUGAUACAACAAUAGUGUGGAAGAACUUGGUAGCCUUUGAAUUGAGUACUACAUGUGAGACACAGAUUGUUAUUACAUCUUACAUCAAUUUCCUGAAUGCACUCAUUGCCAAUCCUGACGAUGUCAAAGAGCUGCGCUCAAAGCGUAUACUUCUCAACGCUGCAGGCAGUGACGAAGAGAUGUUUAAAUUUUUCAAAGAGAUAUGCACAGACUCAAUUCAAGAUAACUCAAUUUACAGAAAUGUUAGAGAAGAUAUUGAAAAGCACUGUAGGAGCAAGAUAAGGACCUGGGCGGCUGAAAUAAUUUACAAAUAUUUUAGAAACCCAUGGUCUGCUCUUGGUUUAUUUGCUGCUAUUGCUGUCGUUGUUUUAAGUUUUGUGCAGACUUACUUCACUAUCUAUUCUGGAAAAGAUGAGUGCAUGGAAUCCAUUUGCAGCUACCUCAAAAAACAGCAGAUAAAAAAUGAUUAGCAUAUACUGCUACCUCAAAAUGGAAGCCUCUAGUUACUUGUGAUAUUAAUAAAAGAUUUUUUUUUUCUUUUUAUUUUUGGGGGGGCUUCUAAAGACGCUUUGAAUUUUACACACUACUUCAAUUUAAAUUGUCAUUGGACCUAUUGUUUCUCAAUUAAUUGGGCACAUUUACAUUGUGUUGUAAUUUGUAAUAGUGUAUUGGUGUUAUUAAGUUCCAUUUAUGGCACUUCUGGUUA
Molecule: messenger RNA, 1277 nt
Organism: Quercus robur (English oak)
Lineage: Eukaryota; Viridiplantae; Streptophyta; Magnoliopsida; Fagales; Fagaceae
Exons: 3
Coding region: 1-1041 (346 amino acids)
Source: RefSeq, a predicted model, not a curated record